Messenger RNA from Diospyros lotus (date-plum), 1210 nucleotides. RefSeq lists its product as uncharacterized. Gene Ontology annotation, molecular function: mRNA binding. The record is from RefSeq and is a predicted model, not a curated record. The transcript has 7 exons. NCBI's taxonomy places the organism in Eukaryota, Viridiplantae, Streptophyta, Magnoliopsida, Ericales, Ebenaceae. Bases 128 to 892 code for a protein of 254 amino acids.
AUUUAUCUUAUAUUGGACUUCUCUUCUCUCCCCUGGAAAACCGACCCCGACUUCAAAACCCUAGAUUUCUUCUGUACGCGGAUAGCUCCAUCGCUGAUUGGUUGAUCGAUCGCGCGAGUGUCGGAGAAUGUCGACUGCAUCAACAUCGGCGAGCUCUGUAUCGCUGCCGAGUGGUUCGAACCCGUCGGUUUCCGCACAAUUCACCUACUCCAAUGGUUCCUACUUUCCUGUGCCUUUCCACCUUCAACAGCCCUAUGGGGCGGCCGCGGCCGCUCCUCAACCGGCCCCGGCGGUGAAGCUUCCGUCUAUGUACCAGCCUCAGCCUCAGCUCCCUGGAGUCUACUCGCUCCCUCAGUAUCAGCAGAGUUUAUGUGGGCAGGCCCAGCAAUUAUUCCAAAGAGAUGCACAAACUAUCACACCAGAAGCUCUUGAAAGUGUAAAAGCUGCCCUUGCAAGCAGUGAAAUUGAGCACAAAGCAGAAACCAAAAAGAAGGCAGUGCCUCGCAAAGCUGCUGGACAUAGUUGGGAGGAUCCUACUCUUGCUGAAUGGCCAGAAAAUGAUUUUCGCCUUUUUUGUGGUGAUCUGGGGAAUGAAGUGAAUGAUGAUGUUCUUUCUAAAGCAUUUUCACGAUUUCCUUCAUUCAACAUGGCUAGGGUUGUGAGAGAUAAGCGCACUGGCAAGACCAAGGGUUAUGGAUUUGUAAGUUUUGCCAACCCUUCAGAUCUGGCUGCAGCAGUGAAAGAAAUGAAUGGUAAAUAUGUUGGAAAUCGUCCAAUCAAACUGCGCAAGAGUAACUGGAGAGAGAGGACAGAUCUUGACGCCUUGGAAAGACAGAAGAAUCAAACUCACAAGAAACCGAAGCUUCCAAAGAAGAGUAUCUUGCACAAGUAACAACCUUAAGAACCUGCUGGUGGUAACUAAGAUACAAAGAGAAACGAAGAUUGAGAGUCAUCUUCUCUUCCGAACUGCUAAAAGAUUGUGGAAGAUUGAGAGCUCCAGAUGAACUUGGGUGGAUGUCUUGUCUUGUCUGGUGUUCCCCGAGGACCGAUGUCUAUAGAUUUAUGUAUUUGUUUUUUCUUCAUUUUUAUCAACUGAUAUUUUAUCAUCUUUUUUUUUUUUUUACAAAUUUCAGUAUAUUGGAGGUUUAAAGGAUUAUGUUGUGCCCUGAUGAUGGAAGAGGGAGGAUCUUGUCUUCGGCUUUCAUUUUCA